AAGACACCCUUUCAAGACGUUUGUUUUCUAUUUAUAAAACCGCAGAAACUGUAAGUGUGGUCGAAAAGCCUCUCAUUAACUGUGUAUUCUUUAUGUGGGAUAUUGUUAACUUAAUUUACCGUUUAAAAGAAAUGCAGGAGACGAGGGCAAUGCUUACAAAAAAAAAACCAAAAGUUUUGUUACCUAAUGUUAAUCCUGCCUAG
Messenger RNA from Dentiscutata heterogama, 203 nucleotides. The record is from the annotation of a GenBank genome assembly. NCBI's taxonomy places the organism in Eukaryota, Fungi, Glomeromycota, Glomeromycetes, Diversisporales, Gigasporaceae.